AUGGCUUCAGCAGCUCAGUCACUGCGGCUAGUAUGCCGCAGCUGCAGAAGUCAAAGGCCUAUCCGCCAUGUCGCUCCCAGGGUCUUUGUCGCCUGGAAGUCCGUCUCCGGCGGCGCGAUAAAGGAUUUCAAUAUGCAGGAGGAGAUACGGCCUUCACCCUUCGAUGCCAUGGCUGAAGAGCUUGAGAAGCUCGAGGCGGAAUCGCGGACUAUGGACUUUAGGAAGGCUGUGCAAAGGGCCAGUGAAGGACUAAGCCCCGAGGAACUUGCCGAAUUCGAGAAGAACCGAGAAGAGAUCCUAAAGGAAGCUUCGACCAUCGACAGAGCCAACUCUCGCACCAGACAAGCCCUUGCUCCGCUUAGAAACAUAAUACGCCCGAAGAAAGAGUCUUUCUGGAAUGACGAGGAGCAAGACACCGAUGUGGUCUGGGAUCAGGAGAGUGGUGAGGAUGCUUUCAACGAGGAUGACAUAACUAGCAUGGCACACGCGAAGCUCGAGGAGCAUAGGGAGCACAGAGAAUAUGCUCGCAUUGCCAUCUGGGAAAUGCCAUUGCUUUCCAAGUUCGCGAAACCUUUCGAGCCACCUGCGAAGGAUAUGCCUCUACGCUUCCGAACCACCUCAUAUAUGGGAGAAUUUCACCCGGCCGAGAGGAAGGUUGUGGUUGAGUUUUGUCCGGCGGACUUUGAUCUUACGCCUGUUCAGGAGUUGAAGCUAAAGAAGUUGGUCGGACCCCGGUACAACCCAGAGACGGAGAUUGUCCACAUGAGUUGCGAGAUGUUCGAGCACCAGGCUCAGAACAAACGAUAUCUCUCCGACAUGGUGGACAAGCUGAUUGCAGAGGCAAAGGAUCCGAAGGAUACUUUCGAAGAUGUCCCUCUUGACACCCGACAUCAUACAUUCAAGAUCAAGCCAAAGUUCCCCAAAGAAUGGCGAAUCACAGAGGAGAGAAGGAAGGAAUUAGAAACGAUUCGACAGCAAGCUUUGUUGUUGGAUGAAGCUAAGGCAGCCGACGGGACACUAGUCGACGGACAGGAGAGAAUCAAGCAAGCUCUUGCCGCACCUUCAAUCUCAGACAGGGUGGCGGAGCUCGUAUCAGCCCAUCCGCACAAGGGUGCACAUCGCCAGAAGCAACUUCGUCGAUAA
Molecule: messenger RNA, 1143 nt
Organism: Phaeoacremonium minimum UCRPA7
Lineage: Eukaryota; Fungi; Ascomycota; Sordariomycetes; Togniniales; Togniniaceae
Product: putative mitochondrial ribosomal small subunit component protein
Exons: 3
Coding region: 1-1143 (380 amino acids)
Biological process (GO): mitochondrial translation
Cellular component (GO): mitochondrial small ribosomal subunit
Molecular function (GO): structural constituent of ribosome
Source: RefSeq, a predicted model, not a curated record